AUGCUGGCCUCCCUGGACACCGAGAGCGCCAGUGCGGGCAAACCCUGCCUCUCCCAAGGAGCUGGAGGCAGCCUGGGGACAGUGGCCAGGCCCCGGCGAGGAAGCGGAGGCAAAGCACCGGCCACAGCAUGGGCCACCCUCUCGGGGCCUACCGCCUCCCUCCUGCCUGGCAGCGGGGCUGCCCAGGACCCCUCCAGGCUGCCUGGGACCCCUCCGGCCCACCCACACUGGCCACUGGAGUUUUGGAGUGCCCGCUGGGCCCAAUACCCCGGCCAGGCCUCUGACACCCCUCGCCCCGGCAACCUGCGCCGGGCCCUGCUCGUCCCCUCAGGCCCGGGCGAGGCACUGCGUUCCUCACCCUCAUUGUCUCUUUUACAGAUAACUGACUCAGCUGGGCACAUCCUGUAUGCCAAGGAGGAUGCCACUAAGGGCAAGUUUGCCUUCACCACUGAAGACUAUGAUAUGUUUGAGGCCUGUUUUGAGAGCAAGCUUCCUGUGGGAACAGGGAGGAUGCCGGACCAGCUCGUGAUUCUGGAUAUGAAGCAUGGAGUUGAAGCAAAGAACUACGAGGAGAUUGCUAAAGUGGAGAAGCUGAAGCCUCUGGAAGUAGAAUUGAGGCGCCUGGAAGAUCUUUCAGAGUCCAUUGUUAACGACUUUGCCUAUAUGAAGAAACGAGAAGAGGAGAUGAGGGACACAAAUGAGUCGACAAACACCCGGGUUCUGUACUUCAGCAUUUUCUCCAUGUGCUGUCUCAUUGGACUGGCCACCUGGCAGGUUUUCUACCUGCGUCGCUUCUUCAAGGCCAAGAAACUGAUUGAGUAAAGGAGCAAGUCCUCCUCCCCCUGCCUCUCAGACCCAGCUGGACAUCGCUGGGAUCCAGCCAUGGCCCCCUGGAGCCAUCUCACAGAUGAUACCCACUGACUGGAGCUUUUCUGCAGAUACUUGGACCCUAAAGGGGGAGGGGAGCCUAAACAUUGGAGGCAACGGGGGACUUCUGAAAUCUUGUUGGAUGCUGAGGGUGGGGGAGGUUGUGAUGGGUUUGGGGAUUCCUGGGGCAGCGAUUAAAUAAAAAAAAGAUGUUUCCAUGACAGCUGCAGCAAGUUUUUGCGCUGUCUGUUCUCCUUUUAUAAUCUUGGCUUGAUGAUGUCUCCCAUCUGCCUGUGACUGUAGUGUUACUCUGAGCCACUUGACCCUGCUGAGCUCUUUAGGUGCCAUGCAGCUAGCACCGGGGCAGGGCAGGGGAUUCCCUGUUCUGACCAGCUGGGAUCUAAGCCUCAAGCAAAUGGAGGUGAGUGCAAAGCAAUAGGAUUCAUCAUUCCAGCAGGGCCUGAGGAUAGAGGGAGGUCCAAGGUUUGGUCCCUGUUGUGGACCUCUGUGUUUCUCCCUGUGGGAGCUGGUGUCUUUGUGCUGACAGGUCAGGGCACUUGGGCGUACGGUGGUUCAGCCUGGAGGAAGGGGAGCCUUGGAAGGAGGACUUGGGAACAUGUUUGAGCUUGGAAAGGAGAAGUCUUCUUUGCUCAAAUAAGCUGUCCAGCCUUGGGUCCCGCCCUUGCUCCACGUGUUUGUCUUGGAUUUGCCUCUCUUGUUCUGAAAUGAUGCAGCAGCUUUCCUGAAAGCCUUGGUCAGGGACGGCCUUUUGUGCAGACAGGAGGCCUCAGUCAGAUACAGUCACAGAGCAAAUAGGAGCAGGUUAUGCUAGGAAACUUGGUCUUACAUUGAGCAGGAGACUUUUCUCAUCUAACAGUGUAGCGUUUAUUCGGCAGGCAGCUGGCUUAAUAUCACUUUCUAGACCCCAAAGCAAGGUGGGCUGCUGCUCAUGUGAAGCACGAGGGCCUGUACCCUGCAUUGAGGUCUGAGGGUGCAAGGGUGCUUUGCAGAUUGGCAGAGGAGUUGGAAGAAUGUGGAUGAACUCAAAAAAGCAGUACAGGGUAGGAAUAGGCUAAUUCUACAUCUGGGGGGAGUCUGAACUGUGCCCUCAACAGAAUUGUUCUCCUAUGCAGUACUAGAGAGAGAGCAAGCAGCUUCUUGUCAUUUCUCAGCCAUCCAGAUGUCAUGAUGUUAAAUAAGCCAGGCUGGGAAAAAACAGGCAGGUUAACUUCUGGACUUACCUGCUGCAGUUUUUAGGCAGUGAUUAAAAUUCUUUCACCUUCUCUGCAUUCCUUCAGAGCAAAUGGUUCAGCAGCAGAGCAUUCUGGUGUCAUGUGCCUAGACACUUCUGGCUAGGGAAGGGGUUGUCAUGGCCCUGGGCCUGGGCUACCAUUUUGAAAAAAGCAUGGUUUUAUAAUUUCUGACCUGAAUCUGAUCUACUGCUGGGAAGGAAACGGUUGUCCAGCAUGAGGCAAUAGGAAAGAGGAUGAAAAGAUGACCUCCUGUCAUCUAAAUACAUUAGUACUUUGCCUCCCCUUUGCCAUUGCCAAGUUCCUGGAGUUGUUAGUUCCACUGGCAAGUGCUUCGAUUGCUUUUAAUUUGUUUCUUUUUUGAUAAAGCCAUAUUAAGAACCCAAGUCUACUCCUCUGCCCUUGCAUCCAUUUUAUCCUUGUACGUUUUUGAAAGCUGUUACAGUGCAGAACAGCAGUGAUGCCACAGGACUGAAUUACAGAAGUCAUUUGAAGGUAGUUUUAGGUCCUACAGUUUGAAGCCUGUAGAUCUGUUAAGGUUUUGCUUUUGUUUUUAUAUAACUUGAAAAGACAGUACAAGAAAGGGGCUUUUCCAGUCUUGUCUGUUUUGAUAUCCUCUCCCCGUCCUUAUCUGAGUACAAAGAUAUCUUUAUCUUAAAAAUGGUGGCGAGGCCUUAAGUUCCCCAGGUGACUGUUACACUAUCAUCAUUCUGGUGUUGCGUUUUGAUCUUCACUGUACUGGUAUGGUUACUGGGGAGCAGGUGUGGGGGGCUGGUGUGGAUUUACCUGUAAUGACUGGUUGGGGGAUUUUUGUCAACUUUGUCAAAUAAAAUUUCUUUGGGGAAAA
This is a messenger RNA of Aptenodytes forsteri (emperor penguin), 2964 nucleotides long. It is a transcript of the gene TMED10, whose product is annotated as transmembrane p24 trafficking protein 10. The record is from RefSeq and is a predicted model, not a curated record. The transcript is spliced from 6 exons. Bases 1 to 822 code for a protein of 273 amino acids. Gene Ontology annotation, biological process: Golgi organization; endoplasmic reticulum to Golgi vesicle-mediated transport; intracellular protein transport. Gene Ontology annotation, cellular component: COPII-coated ER to Golgi transport vesicle; endoplasmic reticulum-Golgi intermediate compartment; COPI-coated vesicle. Lineage: Eukaryota; Metazoa; Chordata; Aves; Sphenisciformes; Spheniscidae.